Messenger RNA from Lepus europaeus (European hare), 7052 nucleotides. It is a transcript of the gene ZBTB45, whose product is annotated as zinc finger and BTB domain containing 45. The transcript has 3 exons. Gene Ontology annotation, biological process: negative regulation of transcription by RNA polymerase II; regulation of cytokine production; regulation of immune system process. Gene Ontology annotation, molecular function: protein binding. Bases 3497 to 5059 code for a protein of 520 amino acids. The record is from RefSeq and is a predicted model, not a curated record. NCBI's taxonomy places the organism in Eukaryota, Metazoa, Chordata, Mammalia, Lagomorpha, Leporidae.
ACACUGUGCCACAACACCAGCCCCUCUUUGCCCUCUGCCCACUGAAUUCCAUUAUGUGGCCUCCAUCUUCAAAGGCUCUGUAGUGGAAUGAGAAGGCCAUGCCAAGGUGGCCACUGGCAAGCGAGCGUCAGUUAGUCAGGAAUGGCUUUGAAACUGCCUGGCGACAGGCUGUGAUUGGAUGGCUCUGGAAACUGCCUGGCGACAGGCUGUGAUUGGAUGGAUUUGAAACUGCCUGGCGACAGGCUGUGAUUGGAUGGCUCUGGAAACUGCCUGGCAACAGGCUGUGAUUGGUUGGGGUAUAGACCGCCCCUUGACCAGAUUGGCUGGUCUUGGCUAUAUAAGCUAUUGCACCAACUAUAAUAAAUGAGUCUGCAGGCUGCUCGCCUCAAGCCUGCUCUCACCGGACUCCCGGGGUCUGUGUGUUGACUCCGCGCCUCUUGCCCCCACCACGCUGCUCUUCUCAGAAACGAACCCACUGCUACAUUGUGGAGAACUCAACGGCAACAUCUGGCGCGCCAACGUGACUGGGAAAGAGACAGUGUGUCGGACUCGGCGAGGUCCCCCCUGGAUUUCGGCAAGUAGGCCCCUCGGUGUUUGGUGUGCUGUUCGGUUCUGUGAGGGUGAGCACAGAACCCCCUCCUACGCCCCUUUCUUUGUCCUUGUCCUCGGUCUAAGUGACCCCAGGUUAGCACACACCGCCCUGAAGCGUACGUCGCUUCUCGGCUCCUCCUUUUACUUUCGGUUCGCCCGGCGAAUUCACAUAAGGGACUGAUCAUCCCAGAAUUUGGAACCAAGUCAUCUUCCCUCACUCGAGAGAGGUGACGCUCCGGAGACACCGUGUGGGCAUACGGCCUUGACCUAACAAUCAAGGAAGUCCCCCACUAAGCACAGGACAUACGUACGAUCUGAUACACCACUAUCUGUUUGUCUAGCAUAGGGAAACCUCCUACAAAAUGCCAUCCACAGUUGAGGUGCUAGGAAUUUGCUUUGUUACGGUAGCAGUGCUAUACGUGUCUUUCCUCUGGCUAGAGUUGGCGUACUGUGCCGCUCUUAAGCGCUCAGACAUGGGAAAGAUACCCCCCUCUCAGAAUCCUGUGCAGAUUAUAAAAGAUAGUGAAUCUGUGAGUGAUAGGAGCCUGACACUCCAGGUCCCUGUCUCACAGACAACGGUUGCUGACUUAGGGAGAGAGAACUCGGACAGUGAAAAAAACAACGUAGCAAACAAGGUAGCAAUGCCUAGUCAGCUACCCCCCACAUACCCGUGGGAUGAACUAAGAGGACCUCUAUGCAAUAACUCAUACAAUGUCAUCCCAUCUGCACCCAGUGAGGAUCCCCACAUUUGUGGCAGUACUCGGACACCCCAAGCUCUCAGGGCAGCCGCUAGAUCCCAUGCCAUCAGCAUGUUUGCUGCUAAUGUUGAAGUGUACGCAAAAUUCAGACCCUGGAUUCCAACGCCUGUAAAAAGGCUUCUAUUAACCAAGGGUCGAGGAUAUGCUUGUGUCUUUCCAGAGAAUGCGGAACAGCCCAUUUGGGUACCAGCCAGAAACAUCAAGCCUGCAAUUGACAGCCAACCAGAACCAGCUGAACAAGACCAAGACUCCGCCUUGUUAGCAGACGCACCUGCCCUAUCAUCCUACCCUGAGAAACUGCCCAAAGCCACAUCUGUUACCAUUGCGUACCCCACUAGCUCUGGUCAGCCACUCCAAUGGCCCACAGCCUGUGUGCGGUCAUGCCAUUCCUGAUAACCAUUAUUCCUCAUUCCUACCCCUAUCUGAGCAAGCAAUCCUGUGGUCUCUCGAUUUGAGCGCUGGUUAGUCAAUGACGGGUAAGAUCCCCUGGGGGACAACCUAAGACAGGCACAGCUGCGUACGGAGACCACAUGGAAACGGGGUCAACAAUGGUAUGGCCAAGAAUCAUGCCUCCCGUUGCUCAAAAAUAAACGAAAAGGGGGAAAUGUAGUGGAAUGAGAAGGCCAUGCCAAGGUGGCCACUGGCAAGCGAGCGUCAGUUAGUCAGGAAUGGCUUUGAAACUGCCUGGCGAAAGGCUGUGAUUGGAUGGCUCUGGAAACUGCCUGGCGACAGGCUGUGAUUGGAUGGAUUUGAAACUGCCUGGCGACAGGCUGUGAUUGGAUGGCUCUGGAAACUGCCUGGCAACAGGCUGUGAUUGGUUGGGGUAUAGACCGCCCCUUGACCAGAUUGGCUGGUCUUGGCUAUAUAAGCUAUUGCACCAACUAUAAUAAAUGAGUCUGCAGGCUGCUCGCCUCAAGCCUGCUCUCACCGGACUCCCGGGGUCUGUGUGUUGACUCCGCGCCUCUUGCCCCCACCACGCUGCUCUUCUCAGAAACGAACCCACUGCUACAUUGUGGAGAACUCAACGGCAACAAGGCUCUAGACUCUACAUUCCAAUUCCAGUCUUUCUGCCUUUUUUUAUUUUUUAUUUUUUUUUUAUUUUAUUUUUGACAGGCAGAGUGGAUAGUGAGAGAGAGAGAGAGACAGACAGAGAGAAAGGUCUUCCUUUUUGCCAUUGGUUCACCCUCCAAUGGCUGCUGUGGCCAGCGCAUCGUGCUGAUCCGAAGGCAGGAGCCAGGUGCUUCUCCUGGUCUCCCAUGCGGGUGCAGGCCCAAGGACUUGGGCCAUCUUCCACUGCCUUCCCAGGCCAUAGCAGAGAGCUGGCCUGGAAGAGGGGCAACCAGGAUAGAAUCCGGCGCCCCAACUGGGACUAGAACCUGGUGUGCCGGUGCAGCAAGGCGGAGGAUUAGCCUCUUAAGCCAUGGCGCCAGCUGUCUUUCUGCCUUCUUCUACCUUUAAGGAACCUUUUGGAUUACUUUGGGCCUACCCAAAUAAUCCAAGAUCAUCACUUUUUAAGAUCAGCUGAUUAAUAAACUGUGGAGAAUCCCACAGGAGUCCCAAAAGAGUUACAGAGCACCACUAACCCAAAAAGAAAGAGAAAAAGCAAAACCAAAAUGGAGUUACUUAAGCAAAGGCCACUAAGCACCAGGAACUGCCUAGACCAUCUGUCAGAACAGACUGCUGGUGAGGCUGAUAAGGACUGGGGGACAUUACAUUAGAAGAAGCCAAGCAGCUGGCCACUGCACUACUUCACCCACACUGUGCACCACGAUUGGCCACACCCAGAAGACCCCCAAAACACCACUGGUCACACCCAGAUACCCAUAUCUGGUUGGUGACACCCCAAAAGAUGAGCUUGUGGAUGGUGACACCUCAGGACACCUUCACCGCCCACCUACCUCAGAGCGGGGAUGAAAAGGUAAACUUCACAACUGCUCUGCAUCCCCUAGGGGACCACAGCUCAGUGCAAGUGAAACUCUGGCCGUGUCUCCACUGCCUGAGCUCUGCCUGCCACCCUGCUGGAGCCACCUCGCCUGGACACCUCAGCUGCCAGACCUGACAUCGGACCCAACCGCACCACUCUUCAGGUGACCUCUCCAACCCUUCACCUUGCCAUCCAUCUUGGAACUUCGAGCCUACUGCCCAACAUGCCAGUCAUCCCACGACUCCUGCCUAUGGCGGCGGCAGAGGCGGUGCACCACAUCCACCUGCAGAACUUCUCCCGCUCCCUGCUUGAAACGCUCAACGGCCAGAGGCUGGGCGGGCACUUCUGCGACGUGACCGUGCGCAUCCGGGAGGCCUCGCUCCGCGCGCACCGCUGCGUGCUGGCCGCCGGCUCGCCCUUCUUCCAGGACAAGCUGCUGCUGGGGCACUCCGAGAUCCGCGUGCCGCCGGUGGUGCCUGCGCAAACGGUGCGCCAGCUCGUGGAGUUCCUGUACAGCGGCUCGCUGGUGGUGGCGCAGGGCGAGGCGCUGCAGGUGCUCACCGCGGCGUCGGUGCUCCGCAUCCAGACCGUUAUCGAUGAAUGCACGCAAAUCAUUGCUCGCACUCGUGCCCCAGGCGCCCCAGCGCCUGCACCCCUGCCCGCGCCCGUGCCCCCACCGCUUGCUCCCGCGCAGCUGCGCCACCGUCUGCGCCAUUUGUUGGCAGCGCGCCCUCCGGGGCACCCCGGCAUCGCGCACAGCCGCAAACAGCGCCAGCCUGCGCGCCUGCAGCUGCCUGCGCCUCCGGCGCCAACCAAGGCGGAAGGACCGGACGCCGACCCCGCGCUGCCUGCAGCCCCCGACGACCGAGGGGACGACGACGAGGACGAGGAGGAGACAGACGAGGACAGUGAUGGCGACGAUGGCGAAGGCGGCGGGCCGGGGGAGGGCCAGGCACCCCCUUCCUUUCCGGACUGUGCUGCCGGCUUCCUCACCGCCGACAGAGCGCGUGAGGAGCCCCCAGCACCCACCGGGCUCACUGACUACGGCAGUGCUGGAAGGGACUUUCUUCGAGGGGCCGCGGCGGCUGAGGAUGCGUUCCCGGAGAGCUAUGUGACUGCUUGGCACGAGGAGGACAGCGUGGCUGCGGAGAGUUGCCCCGCGGAGACCCCGGUCCCACCCGACUGCGUCCUGACUGCACCCCGUGCUCCCAGCGUGAAGACCCCAGGGCCGCCCGUCCCUCUCUUCCCCUUCCACCUGGGCGCCCCUGGGCCGCCCACACCUACCCCUCCCACCCCAUCGGGGCCGGCCCCCGGCCCGCCCCCUGCUUUCUACCCCGCGCUCCAGCCAGAGGCUGCCCCCAGCGUGCAGCUCGGGGAUGCCCCAGCUCAGCCUGCCGCUCCGGCUGCCGCCCCUCCAGUCACACCUGUUCGAGCUCCGGGUGCGGAGCCGCCGGCCUACGAGUGCAGCCACUGCCGGAAAACCUUCAGCUCCAGGAAAAACUACACCAAGCACAUGUUCAUCCACUCGGGGGAAAAGCCGCACCAGUGUGCCGUGUGCUGGCGAUCCUUCUCACUACGCGACUACUUGCUCAAGCAUAUGGUCACGCACACUGGCGUGCGUGCCUUCCAGUGCGCGGUCUGUGCCAAGCGCUUCACGCAGAAGAGCUCCCUCAAUGUGCACAUGCGCACGCACCGGCCGGAGCGCGUGCCCUGCCCAGCCUGCGGCAAGGUCUUCUCCCACCGCGCGCUGCUGGAGCGCCACCUGGCUACGCAUCCUGCGCCCUGACGGGGGCCCAGGGCCUGAGGAUUCGGUGGGGACUGGCUACACCCACUGCGUGACCUGUCGCCUCGGUCCAGUGGAGCCUGGUUGCUGUAGCAGCGGCUCCUUGACCAUAUUCCCGCCCGCACACCGCGCCCUCCCCCAAGCGCAGGCUCUCCUCCUCCCCCACCCCUUUCUCUACGCUAGACCUCGAGGUCCAGCCCCCUGGAUCCUCCGGGGCCGUGCCGGGCCAGGGCAGGGAAUGGUAGGGGCUCCCUCCUCUGAGAACUGGAGCACCUCCCGCGUGAGCUGGACGCUGAGGUCCUUGGACCUGGCCCUGGACCUGUGUGUCUGACCCCGGUUCGCCCUGCACUAUCCGUAGUGAGGUGGGAUUUGGGUUGCUCCCCUGCCCCCAUGUCUGGCGAGGUGAAGUCCCUGGUUCCCCAUCCCGAGCUCUACCUGUCCCUCGGGGCGCUUAAGGAGGCUCAGGUGGACCUGCCCUGGCAUGGGGCCGGCCUCGGGAUUCCCCUCCCUGUAAUAAACGAUGAGGAGCCAUGGGGCACGAGUGUGUGACGUGUGCACUGAGAUCAGUGCUGAGCGUGAUGAUUGGGACUCAAUGUCCCCAGCCCUGGGCAGUACCCCUGCCGCCACCCCCACCUCCCUGGGCACCAUUUAGGUAAACUGGGCCUCAGUUCCGGGUACUGGGACAUGCUACGUGUGUGGCUGGCAUUCAGCUCUUUUGGAGCACUUGGUCCUGCGGGAGGGGCAGAGGCCAACUCCUGCAGAAGUAGGUCUUGGAGAGAGACCACAAACCCUAGUCACACUGUAGCCCUCUGUUGCUCACCAAGUCUGUUUCAAUCUUCCAACCAGACUCUCAGAAUCUGGAUUUUAAAACUUCCCCUGCCACCUGCAGAUGGGCAUGAUGGUUGAGCAAGUUACCUUUGGAGAGCCUGCCCUGGCCAUUGGUGGCCACGUUCCAGAGUAGGUGGCUUCUCAGUGAGUGACGGCUGCGCCACCUGACCCCUGCUGUGAGCCAGUGUCACAGGGCUCCCUGACCAGCUGUCAGCCCUGGGGAGCCAUUCUCCCCAUCUGCCCCCAGCACAUUCGCAACUCCUGACCCAGGUGCCCUAUUCCAAGCACUUGGAGUGGACAGAGAGAACUCUAGCCUGGAGGGCUCAUGGGACAGUGGUGACCCCUUUGAAAUCUCCCUCUGACUGCCUCCCAGUGGUGAGGGGACAAGGUUUCUCAGUCCAGCUCUGCACAUGAAGGCCAGAGUUCAGUCUCCAUCAAUGCCAAAAGUGGGACAGAGAGAGUAGGCACACGGGAGGGAACAGAGCUGCAUUUAAAUGAGUAGUUGCUUGGCCCCGGGCAGGAGGUUAGACUCCUCUCAUCACUGGGGACAAAGGGGUGUAGCCCGGUCAGGACUGUCCCCGUGGGUCAGGUGGGUGCCAGAGGAGGGCAGAGCAUCAGGCGGUGCCUGGGACAAGGAUGACCUUGUCCUGUUGCUUUCCUAUUUGACUUGCUGGAACAUCUCUAAAGUCAGUCUCUCAAGUUCCUGUACAGAAUGUGCACAGUUGGAGGCAGUUGCCAGCCCUAGGAGGGGGGACUGGGCAAACAGGACAGCAGGGAGGCUGGUGGUGGUAUCCAAGGAGGAGAAAGACCUGCGGGCCCAGAGAAGAGGAGGAAAGACCUCUGGAGAAAGACAGGGCUGAUAAGGAAGGUAAACAGCAAAACAGGAGAAGAGCUGGGGGCAGAGUUCUAGACCAGGAGCAGCCACUGCCAGCCGGGCCUGAGCCACCGCCUCCAGGGCGGGGUAGAUGGGCUGGACAUUGAGGCCAGGAGCCCCGGACAGAGAUAAGCCUGUGAAUGUGCAGCCAUUUGUCCAGAAGGGAGUUGGGGCUAUGGGUGGAAGGCAGCAGCUCACCUUUCUACUGCUGCUGUUAUUUCUGCUGGGGGCCCUGGGGCAGCCCUUGUGGCCAGCAGCAAUGGCUCUGACCCUGCGCUGGCUCCUGGGGGACCC